GUCUGUUGGAGACUGAACCCCUGCGAGGAAGAGAUGAAGACGCAGUAGCCAGUGCUGACUUCUCUAGCAUGCUCUCUGACGAGGAGAGAGAAGAGUUAAAGGCAGAAUUAGUUCAGCUGGAAGACGAAAUUACAACAUUACGACAAGUAUUAUCAGCGAAAGAAAGGCAUCUGGUUGAGAUAAAGCAAAAACUCGGCAUGAACCUGAUGAAUGAAUUAAAACAGAACUUCAGCAAAAGCUGGCAUGACAUGCAGACCACCACUGCCUACAAGAAGACACAUGAAACCCUGAGUCACGCAGGGCAGAAGGCAACUGCUGCUUUCAGCAAUGUUGGGACGGCCAUCAGCAAGAAGUUCGGAGACAUGAGGUCUCACUCCAUCGGCUACUCCAUUCGCCAUUCCAUAAGUAUGCCUGCUAUGAGGAAUUCUCCUACUUUCAAAUCAUUUGAGGAGAGGGUUGAGACAACUGUCACAAGUCUUAAGACGAAAGUAGCGGGGACGAACCAGGGCGGAGGCAGCUUUGAAGAGGUGCUCAGCUCCACCGCCCACGCCAGCGCGCAGAGCUCGGCGGGCGCCCCCCGGCGGGCGGAGGAGGAACUGCAGUGCUAGGGCUGCCAGCCCAAGCCCAUCACCCCACGCACCCACACGGAUAUGAAGACCAAAAUCCCACUGGCAGAACCUAGGCCUUGACCUUCAAAUGGCCUCUCCACAAAGUUUCAUAAAGUGAUUUCCAUUUGUAUUUGUGUUGAUAAUGGACCAUUCGAUCGCACCCUUAAGUAGUCACAGGUGGUCAUCUUUUAAAAUGUCCUGAUUUGAGCAGGUACAAAAUUGGUCAUGACCCUUCUCUUUGUGUAAUUCAGACAUAUUUUUCAAACAUAAGCUAUUGUUUGCUUUGAUUUUUGCUUGGACGCCAUUACCAUACGCAUGUCUCCGAAGGCUGAGUGAGCACCCCCUUCAGUUCAGUCUGUCCACUGGGGGCGCUGCCUCUGUCCCCAUCAAUAGGAUGACACUGCAAAUUUCAUCAAACUGCUUGUGGUCCGCCUCACCUACAUUAAUUACACGUUUAUUUAAGCAAUUAAAAUAGUGGAUUUUAAUGAUGA
This is a messenger RNA of Myotis brandtii (Brandt's bat), 1099 nucleotides long. It is a transcript of the gene TPD52L1, whose product is annotated as tumor protein D52-like 1. Gene Ontology annotation, cellular component: cytoplasm. NCBI's taxonomy places the organism in Eukaryota, Metazoa, Chordata, Mammalia, Chiroptera, Vespertilionidae. Gene Ontology annotation, biological process: positive regulation of MAP kinase activity; positive regulation of apoptotic signaling pathway. The transcript has 7 exons. The record is from RefSeq and is a predicted model, not a curated record. Bases 69 to 608 code for a protein of 179 amino acids.